AUGCCAAGCCCUAUGAAACCACCAGCAACACCGCGAAAUCAAAAUGAUGAAAGUCCAAGUAGAGAUACGUCAAGAGGUCAACCUCGAACUCCAACUGCUUCGGCUUCUAAUCAUAAUACACCAAGUAAAACUCCAAGUAAAACUCCUAGGAAAACUCCAAGUAAAACACCUAGUAAAACUCCCAGCAAACAAGCAGGUUUAUCAAUGGUCUCCACCCCUCAAAGAUGGGGAACCCAAAGAACACAAGAAACGAUUGCAGCAUCGUCAGAAGGACCUUCUUCACACCCUGCUACAUCUCCACACCGAAUUUUACAAACAAGUCCCAUUGCUGGAGGCAUAAGUGAAAUAGAUCUGUCUUCUCCUCUCAAUUAUGGAACACCUAGUUCUCUUAGUUCUGUUCGAACUCCCCGAAGUGGAAUAAGGGGUACUCCAAUCAGACAGAGACCAGAUAUUCGAACUGAGAAAAGAUUACGUCAAGUAAAUUUGUCUGAACCAAUUUUAGAAGAAGAAAAUGUUCAAAGAACUUCAGAGAGCGAACCAGCUGGACCUCAGCUAGUUAUUUGGGGAACAAAUGUCGUCGUUAAUCGUUGCAAACAGCAAUUCAAGCAUUUUAUCCAACGUUUUAUUGAUCCUGAAGCUGAAAAUGAUGAAUUACCUGAUUCGCUAAACUUAAUGGAACCUUUAUACUUGCAAAAACUGGUAGAAAUUCACACAUUGGAAGAGCCUUAUUUAAAUAUCAAUUGUGCUCACCUAGAAAGUUUUGAUCAACAAUUAUAUCAGCAAUUAGUUUGCUAUCCUCAGGAAGUUAUUCCUACUAUGGAUAUGGCUGCUAAUGAGAUGUUUUUUGAAAAGUAUCCUGCAGCUGUAUUAGAACAUCAGAUUCAAGUGAGACCGUAUAACGUUGAAAAAACAAAAAAUAUGAGACUUUUAAACCCAGAAGAUAUUGAUCAAUUGAUAACUGUAACUGGGAUGGUUAUCAGAACAUCAAAUGUCUUACCAGAGAUGAGAGAGGCAUUUUUCCGAUGUAUCAUUUGUUCUUUUUCGACUACAGUAGAAGUAGACAAAGGCCGAAUUUCCGAGCCAACGGUCUGCAGUCAUUGUAAUAAUAAUUACUGUUUUACAUUGAUUCAUAAUCGCAGUCAUUUUUCUGACAAGCAAAUGAUCAAACUCCAAGAGUCGCCUGAUGAUAUGGCUGCUGGUCAAACACCUCAUACCGUCGUAUGUUUUGCUCACAAUGAUUUAGUUGAUUCUGUAUCUGCUGGUGAUCGAGUAGCAGUUACCGGAAUUUACAGAGCUAUUCCGAUUCAAGUUAAUCCGAGAAUUUCUAAUGUAAAAUCUGUAUAUAAAACAUACAUUGAUGUCGUUCAUUUUAGAAAGCAGGACUCCAAAAGGCUGUACGACCAAGAAGAUGGAAAAAGUCAUGUUUUUCCACCAGAUAGACUUCAAAUACUUAAAAAACUUUCACAAUUAGAUGAUGUUUAUGAACGAUUAGCUCGGUGUAUUGCACCUAGUAUUUACGAAAAUGAAGACAUCAAGAAAGGUAUACUUCUUCAGCUUUUUGGUGGUACAAAAAAGACUCAUACUACAUCUGGAAGAAGUCAUUUUCGAUCUGAAAUUAAUAUUUUGUUGUGUGGAGAUCCUGGUACCAGCAAGUCUCAACUCUUACAGUUUGUUUUUAAUUUAGUGCCACGUUCACAGUACAGUAGUGGAAAAGGCUCAAGUGCUGUUGGUUUAACAGCUUAUGUCACAAAGGAUCCAGAAACACGUCAACUGGUUCUUCAAACUGGAGCGCUGGUUCUUGCAGAUAAUGGUAUUUGUUGCAUUGAUGAGUUUGAUAAAAUGAAUGAUAGUACUCGUUCGGUAUUACACGAAGUCAUGGAACAGCAGACUUUGAGCAUUGCUAAAGCUGGAAUCAUUUGUCAACUGAAUGCUAGGACAAGUAUUUUAGCAGCUGCUAAUCCAUGCGAGUCACAAUGGAAUAAAAAUAAAACGGUAGUUGAGAAUGUGAUGUUGCCCCACACUCUUAUGUCGCGUUUCGAUUUGAUCUUUUUGAUGUUGGAUCCUCAAAGUGAACACUUUGAUCGUAAAUUAGCGAAACAUUUAGUUAGCCUUUACCAGGAAGAUGAACCAGAGCAUGAAGAUGAGCUAUUUGAUUUAAGUGUUUUGAGAGAUUAUAUAGCUUUUGCAAAAGAACAUGUGAAACCAACGUUGAGUGAAGAGGCACAACAAAAACUAGUUCAAGCCUAUGUUGAUAUGCGAAGAGUAGGGAGUGGUGCAGGUCAAAUCACAGCAUAUCCAAGACAAUUAGAAUCACUUAUUCGGUUAUCUGAAGCUCAUGCUAAAGUACGGUUUAGUCAUGUCGUUGAAAUUAAAGAUGUUGAAGAAGCAUGGAGACUGCAUCGUGAAGCCCUUAAACAAUCAGCUGUUGAUCCUCUCAGUGGAAAAAUUGAUGUUAGUAUCUUAACAACUGGUAUUUCCGCUGCAGCUAGAAAACGUCGAACUGAAGUGGUUGACGUUCUUAAAAAAUUGAUUGCAUCCAAAAAGAAAGUUCCUACGAUAAAUUACCAGAAAUUAUUCACUGAAUUGAAAGAAUCUAUGCAAAUUUUUGUGACUCGUGAUAUGUUUGAGGACUCCUUAAAAGAUCUCCAAGAUCAUGGUUUCAUAAACGUGAUAGGAAGGAAUACUAUUCGUAUUUGUGCUGAUGCUACAUCUUAA
Cotesia congregata is the source of this 2715-nucleotide messenger RNA. NCBI's taxonomy places the organism in Eukaryota, Metazoa, Arthropoda, Insecta, Hymenoptera, Braconidae. The record is from the annotation of a GenBank genome assembly.